Messenger RNA from Amoebophrya sp. A120, 9565 nucleotides. The record is from the annotation of a GenBank genome assembly. Lineage: Eukaryota; Dinophyceae; Syndiniales; Amoebophryaceae.
AGCUAAGCGAUGUUGCCCAUGCCCUUGCCCUUCGCGGUUUAAGUAGAUUUUAGCCGCCCGCUGCCGCUCUGAGUGAAAGUGAAAAUAAGAAUUGCACACCCAAAUAAGGAAAGCGAAAGCCCUGUGGCGCACCAGGCGCAGGAACUGCAGUGAAGUAGAAAUAAUUAUCAACUUCCCUCCUUACGAGAGAGACGCUAUAGCGAAUUGACGACUUGACUCUGUGAGUGAGUGUAGCUGUAACUCCGCACAAUUAAGAGUACGACUCGACUCAAAGCCAAGACACGGUUUCCAAAUUGUGGAUUUAUUUUGGAAUUAACCGUAGAUUUAGUUUUAGAGUGCCCGCGGUCCGUCUCUCCCAGUGUGGGAAAGCUGAAAAUAUACAUGGCUGCUGGAGUUCUACUUUUCGCCGCCGCGCUCGUGUAGUGUUCAUUUUUUCAGAUGCGCACUACUUCUUGGCGAUGAUGGUACUACCAGCGGUUUCUUGAAGAAGCAGAGCUCCUGCUGCUGCGCGAAGGAGAAAAAGGACUCCUCUUUUUCCCGCCCCGACCCGCGCCUUUGCGGAGGUAUUGUUUCUACUUGCGCGCCGCCGAACCAAGUGGAAGAACAUACACGGUCGACGUGUGAAGAACUGCCACUUUUCCCAAAAUGCGGGUCGCCUCCCUCGCCAAGGGGCUGUUUGACAAGCAGCAGAGGAAACUUCAGCGGCAGAAGAAAGCCGAGACCUCCACCAUAGACGUUCUGCAGGAUGAGUUUGGGCUGGAAACGAUUGAAAUCCCGAAGGACUUCUACGACUUGUUAGGUUUGGCAACGAGGUUCACGACUGUCGCGGAAGAGGCGGAAGAGCAGUCGGAGCUUCCGCCCAUCCUGGACAGAAACAGAAAAGGCUACAUUCCCGUCCUCGCGCCAGUGCACUCGAAGGGAGGAUUAUAUUCCUAUGCGAGGUAGAUGAACUACUAAGCGUUAUAAAACAAGCUGUAUACGAUGUUUUUUAUUUUUUUUGCAAAAUCUUCUACUAUGAGACUAAAGCUGUACUGCAGGGGCAGGACGAGAAAUGACUGUAAGUUCGUUCUGCAGCAGCUGCUACGAUGAAAAUUGCACAUCAACUUUUUUUCCCUCAGGCCCUCCGCCGAAGCGAAUGGCGCCGGGAGUCAAGUCAUCCAAUCCGCGAUGUUCUGCUUCGGGCAAAGGACGAUCGUCCCGGACGUCCUCACGAUCGACGAGUUGACCGACGCGCCGACAGAAUUGUACGACCACUUAAGACAGGAACACGUGGAUUUUGCGACGUUUCUGGACCGCUACUAUUUGAAGCGAACGCACGGCUUCGAUCCUCCGAAGGACGAUUUGAUGGAGGUAUAGAAAUGUUCUUUUACAAAACCAUAACAAAAAGAGUUUCUCACGACCCCUCAUGGCCAUGGGCAAUUUUCCAAUACAAAACUGUCUGUCAUGCGUAAAAAUGGAUCACAGACACAGUCGAGUUUAAAUUUUCUACGGGAUUUCCCUAGUGUGUCUGCAAGACAAGCAAAAGCUGCGAUGCUAGAAAGAAACAUUUGUGAUGCAAAACCUGCAACUCAGUGACUGUCGUGACAAACUUUCUUCUUUCCAUAAACCAAAAGCAUCUACUACUACUUCUAGUCCUUCACACAUGACAGUCCAGUCCUUCACACAUGAGAAACGACGGUAAGUAUGAAAAAGAUCAGAAGUUCUAUCAUUCACAGCUCUCGCCCCACCCGGUCCCUGCGUCCAACGACCAGGCAGCGGAGGAGGCACUGCUGGAAGUCGACGAAGAAGAACUGAAAAAGAGGAAACUCUACCACGUCAAGCCAAACAAAACUCCGGAGGGAUUCCUCCACUUUGAAAUCUGGAAACCUGUAGCGAAGAUAAGAUUCAGGUAUAAGUACUUGGUGGAGCGGUUCUGUCACGCAAAUUGCGAUUGUGAUCGUGAUGUGGAUUUCGAUUUUGUCAUGCAAGAACGAAUGUUACAAGGAGCUAAGGACGCGGCCCUGUCUCAAAACUGCACGAUGCCUUUGCAUGGGCAUACCACAGAGAUUGAUAUCAGAUCAACUACCCCAUCAGGGCCCCCGGCGAAGUGAUAGACUACCGGAAGGAGAUCGUGUACCAGUCGAGUCACACGGUGAAAGAGGUCUAUCUCGGCUACAAGCUGGAGGUCAAAGAUUUCGAUAUCACGACCAACGUGCCCCUAAACCUCGAGGAGCUAGUCGGCGCCAGUGGCGGCCAGGUGUUUGACUUAGCGGGAUUGAAGGAGCAUGGUUCUACUGUCGUUGAUGGCGUCGUCUCGCAGGGACAGAAAGCCAGCUCCGCGUCCAGUUCUAGGGCGAGUAGCAAGAGCAAAUUAGCAGGCUUCGAAGAGGAUGAAGGUAUACAUAGUUUGAUCUCGUGCGUAGUUCUUUCUCUUUGUCAUGCAGAAGACCGCAUGUGUUGCAAAUGCUAUGAGCUUUGUUCACGAGAAAAUGAAAGUACUAUGUCCAGAAGAGAAAAUACCGAUACGACUCGAUUCCGGUUGAGCAUUAUUUUUGGGACAGGUUUAUUUGAAUGAUGUCGUAAAAACGUCUUCUACACUGGCUGCCCACGCGCCGCGCCGCCCCGCGCCCAUUGAGUUAAAUGCUUGUCCCGUGCCGCAAAUCAUUGCAGCCGCCUCAUGCGCUGCAGCAUGCUCCUUGCUCACCUGCUCUUACCGCGUUACAACUAUCUGCUCAGCCCGUGAUGAUUAAAAAUCCACCAAUAUCUUCAACGGGUUUGUUCUUGCAGGUAUGUCUAUAGAAAUUGCCAGCCAGAUGCACCAGAUACAGAAGAAAUUUCGUUUCGCGAGGACGGACUUAAGAUUGUCGAAUUAACACCUUUUUCAUCUUGUGCAGCAGAGCUGUCUCCUCGAACUGUAUUGUUCCACCGCAUCGUGUGCAAAUAUGCCUUGAAGCAGUGUGGUAUGUCAAAUCUCGAUUUACUAUAUUCAAAAACCAGGUGAAUUCGUUCUCCUCCUCCGCAAACUACUCCAUUCCUUCCUCGCCCGCGACGCGGUUUCCCUCGCUACCCUGGAUGUGGUCGAGUGUAAGAUGCAUGGGACCGAGGAGCUGAGAAAAGAACUCUUCACGGACAUGGAUGGCCGGACCUGCCGGAACGGGCAUUUGAUGACGCCGAUUCCCUGCAAGGAGCUCUGCUGGACCCGACCGGCGCCCUGCAUCGAGUGCAAGGAGCUGACAACCUACAAGGUGAUCACGUGCAGGAAAAGGUACUACAAGGUUUAGGUUCUAUGAUGUGGACAUAAGUGCGUAAUUAUAUCGUAUUCGAAUUCGCUUUGAAGAUGUGGUCGUGGUGUGGUACAUGACAUUCAAAUAUAUGAUCCGUUUGCGUGUUGUGCAUGACAAAGGCCAUAAACUUAUCUACCAGGUGCGAGAUGGCGGGUUAUUGUAUCGGGUGCGAAGCAGACGACGCGUUCAAAGCCGACCUGAAAUCUUACGUCGAGGAGAAAGAAGAGCAGGAAAGGUUGAAGAAGCGCAUUGACCGUGUGGAAGAGGCAGACCACAAGCAGAUGCGAAUACUGGGUAAGCCAUUAUGCAUUGCAUGCAAAAGUAUCGUAUUUACGUACGUAAAAACUGCAUCACAAAUUUUUCCAGAAGGAAGAAUGGAAUUUGUAAUGCUGAGUUAGGUAGGACCUGUAGAUCUGUCAUGCUGUACUACCAUUUAUUUCGUACGAGUGCGAUACUUUUUGCACAGGAUAACCUCUUUCCUACAACCACCCCAAUCUCUUCCGCGACACCCAGCUCUUCCUCCGGUUUCUCCUCGUGACCAAACUCCCCUACGCGGAUUGGCUGCAGGAUCCCUGGGCCUUCGAGGCGAAGGUGUUGCAAAAUCUCUCAGAGGUGAUGCAGUUGGGCGGGCCCGACGCGAGCAACAGCGGGAAGAUCCAUCCGCAGGUGAUCAUUCUCUCUUGCACCGGGCAGCCGGUGGUUGCGGAUAUUUUGCUACUGCACCCCAAAAUCGCUUCGCAACUGAUCCCGCGGACCCGGCACUUUAGAAGACACGAAGGGCACGAGUUGUACGCGGACCAGAUAGAAUCGGGAACAAAUUUCGGCGCGGGCGGGAUCGUGCGGUUGGAUGAGAAGUAUGAGACGUUGUUGAAAUACUUGAAAAACAUGGGCGCAGCGGGUGGGACGAGCGGUACGAGAAGUUGGGUGCGGUCACAAGUGGUAGGGAUGACGGUGACGCGGGGGAAAAUAGACGCGUGCUUCCCGAUCAGAAACGACAAAUUGAGUAAAUGAUUUUUAUUGUGUUGCGGUUGCGUCUUUGUGCAUGACAAAAGUAGUGUGACUGUGAUUCCAUCCUGUUUCACAUGACAAUACAACAACUUUAAUAAACACAUCAGCCUACAACUUCAAGACCCGUCUCCGCUACGUGCAGUGCCCGCUCUGCACGGAGGAAGGGUUUCAGGAUUGCCGGCUGGCCGAGCACAAGGAGACCUCGUGUUCCAUGCGGCAGGUAACUUGUAGUUUAGAUUGCGGCAUGGUGCUACUCGCGAGGGACCUUAACGAGCACAUUUGCAAGGCCUGCGUGAACCGGGAAGUGUUUUGUCCGUUGUGCAACGCCGUGGUGAUUUACCACGACUUAGACAGUCACAUGGCACAGUGCGAGUACCGACCCUGGACUUGCGGCAAGUGCGGGCUCAGCAUGAAAGUGAAAGACAUCGAGAACCACGAAAGGAUACUGUGCGUGAACCGGGAGGUGGUCUGCAAUUGGUGCGGGGAGUGGACGAUUUUUAGAAAGUUGAUCCCGGAGCACAAAAAACUGAAGUGUGUGAGGAGGUAUAGAGUUGGAAUUUUCAUCUGCAGCGUUCUUGGCAUUCUAAAUGCAAUUCUUUGUUCAAUAGCCGAAGGUGCAUCGACAGGGAAAAUCUCAUUUUCAUCAUUUCAACAUUUUCGGCAGGCACGACAAAGCGGAGCAGCUGCGAAACUGCAUUUUCAACGGCGACCACGGCGGCAUUGCCGACCUACUAGAAGACGGCGUCGCCCCGACGCUCGACGCGCACGACCCGAAGCUGCUAGAGCUAGGCUGCGUCAGUUGCGAGGGGAUCGCGUACGAAGAUAACUCGACGAAUUUGAACAGCAUGUCGGUGAUCACCACGGAAACCAACGUCCCGCUCGUUUCCCGCCCCGCGACCAGGGACACCAAAACCCGGGUGCAUUUGUCCUCGACAACAUCAGCCGCUAACAGAGAAGGCGUUUCCUCGAAUUCCCCCGAGCCGAAGCAAGCCGCGGCGGCCGAACAGGGCACGAAAGCCAGCCCGCCGUCCAGGUCACCGAGACCGGAGUCGCGGGAGAAUUUGAGUCCCAAAGUACACGGAAAGAGCCCGACGUCGCCCAAACUACCGGGCGGCAAGAUAGUAGGGGCGAUUCUGGAGGAGGGACAGGGAACAACUACAGCGACAGGAAAGAUAAAAACAAGUCCACCGGCGGGAAGAAAUAGAAAUCAAGCCGCGGUCGUUGGUGAGGAUUACCAACAGUGGUUCGACGACGGCCCAAAUAGCUUUAACGCUGGGAUAAAAACAGCAGAGCACCACGGUCAUGAUCCCCAGCAGCAAACGUCCACCGGCAUCGACCUUCCGAUGAACCAAAACGGGGGGCCACAGGGCUUGAUUGAUCGCGACCGGUACAACAAUAGUCUCUCCCAGUGGUCCCGGAUCCCCGAAUAUCAGAGGAAAAAAGUGUUACAGUUACGCAUUUGUUGGAAUUUCUGCGUGACAAAGUUGCUCGACAUGGCAAAGAAAACCUGUAAUCUCAGAUUCAUAGGGAAAACACGAACGCAAUGAGGCUGGUAAGCAUUUUCUGCAUGACAGAGGUUGUCUGUCUUGCUUGUCUUCCAUCAGAGUGUGUAACUGUAACAGCUUUUUUCUCACGAUACCGAACGUGCGGACAAGGACGAAAAAAUGCUGACGCAGGCGUUUGACGACGAGGGGCUGCCGUUACCCAUCCGACACUGGACCAGAGGGGGCGACUUUGAGUUCCACGUGAAAGGGGCAGGCGCGGCGGGGUUGCAGCCCAGUAUGAGUGAAGAAUUUCCAUCCGCGUUUUUCAACGAGGGCACCAAUUCGCCCAUAGUUAGUCCGACCGGCGCAGCGGGUCCUCCGGGUGGAGGUGGUCCUGGGAAUAACAGUAUGAACUGCAAAUAUGUCUGGGUCUGGAAGAGUGUAAGCUUGUCAUGCAGGUUUUUCAUGACCCAUGAGGUCUGGAAUGCGGAACCUAGCACGACAGACUCUGUGAGGUAUCUGUGAUGCCUAUCCAGCAUGAGAAACUCCCUCGCAACUUGGUUGAAAGUGGACAGCUUUCGGCACUCAUGCAACACAGAUUUUUGCAUGAUUCGGAUUUCGCAUGACAAGUUGCAAUCAUCCAGACCCAGACACUUUUGCAAUCCAUAAACAGAUUAGCGGUGGACAUGAGCGUUUUAAACGCCCAGCACGACAGCAUAUCCUGUGCAAAAGUAUCGUACUCGUACUAAUUGCACAUAUGCAUGACAAAUAUUUUUCCUAGGGCAAAACAGCAUUACAAAUUGCACUUUCCUUUUUGCCAAAAUUUGUCAUGCAAUUUAUACUAGUAAUGCGAUACUUUUGCAAUGCAUACAGCAGCAUCGCCAACCAGACCAACGAACCCUCUUUCACGCAACAGUCGUUAGCUUUGAUGCAGGACCCCACGGUCGCUUUGGACAUCAAGGAAAUCGACGCUUCCUCCCACAUCGAGACCGUCCCGGGCCCGAACCUGUAUUUGGGCUUAGGUCUCCACUGUGCGGUGCAAUCGGGCGACCUAGAAGCGGUGAAGAUCCUCUGCGGAUACCCGGAGAUCCCGAUCGGGGGCGCGGCGGCGAGCAGUUCGAAAUCGAUCGACUUGUUUCUAAGGGAUAACUUCGGCUGCACGUGCCUGCAUCUAGCGGCGAUGAAGGGGCGGUUAGAUAUGGUGGAUUUUUUGUUGCAGGUAGAAUACCAGCAGAAAGUAACGGAAGAAAGGGAAAAAGCGGCGCGCAUGGCGGGCAUGCUGACGCUUGGGGGGAAUAAAGGAGGGGAUUUGAGCGACGGGAUCAGAAGACGAACCUAUGUCAACACCGGGGUGAGUGUCCACGAAGACAAAACCUUCGCGAGCACCAUGACAAGAACCUCGAAGGGAGCAGGUGGUGCGCAGCAGGAUAGUACAGCCCCGCACGGCGGUUCCCCGCCGCCAGGGUCUGGUUCAUCACCGGGUAAUAUGAUGAACCACGGUAGCGGUUUGCAAACGGAGUUUAUGGACAUUUCAAAACUCUUGCUCCCCCGCGUUGUGGACCACGAGGGCCGCACACCUCUCUUCGUCUCCGCGUUUCACCGCAGAAGGGACGUGGCCGACCGGCUUUACGCGAUAACCUACGAACAGGAGUCUAACGCGCCGGCCAUCCCCGUCGCAAACGCGCAAGCCCUUUCGGCUGGCGUGUCCCAGCCGGGGCCCGCGCUGCAGAAGGCGCGCAGCGAUAGGAAGAAGAAGGUGCAUAUGCAUUGCAAAACGAGUUGUUUAUCGUACUUGUGCAAUUGCAGAAGGCGCGACAAAUCUUCUUCCUAAGCAUAAGCUAGAGCAGCAUGACUACUUUUUACAAAUUCAAUUGUGAUCGUGCUGACCUACUUACUUUGUUAUGCAAUUUGCACUACAAGAACUACUAGUACGAUACAACUUUUGCAAUGUAUAGUGCAGAUGGCGCAGCAACCGGAGGACAUCCAAGUCCCAGUUACCGUCGGAGCGGUGAUCCCUCCGGCACAUUUAUCGCAAGAAAAAACUGUUUCCCUGUAAACUUGCAAUGCAGAAAAUGUAUUUCAGAAGUGUUUGUCUUGCUACAGAUGCAAGAGAACAAAUUUUUAGCUGUGUUUUCCCCUAGAACUUCUACCCUCCCAUGGCAAAUAAAUUUUCUCUGUGAUCAUGUAUAAUCACACUUGUGAUCGCAAAACUCGCAAAAUCCCUUUAUACAUGUGAAACACUCUUUCGUACGAUAACAUUUGUUAGAGCAGCAACGAGAGGAGAUGGCGAGCCGGGAACUGCAGGAGGAAGACCACUAUGCAAUGCAAAAGUAUCGUACGAGUUGUAAAAAUCGCAUGACAAACUUUCUCGAGAAGCAACUUGGAAUUUGUCGUGCCGAUUGAGGUAUAAGAAAAAGAUCUGUUUAUGUAAGCCUGGCAUAUAAUAUACGAGUGCGAUACUCUUGCAGUGGAUAACUACUCGCAGUUCUUCGACCCACAAUCGGAGGUAUACGACAUGCGGAAGCGGGAGCUGCUAGAAUCGCGGCAGAGCGACCCGGGGUACUGGGAUGUGGUAACGGAGCAAGACGUUUUGAUCGAAUCCUCCACCAGGUGGCAAACCCAGUUUUACCUGCCCCGACACACGAGCGACACCCUCGGGUUGAACGAAUACCAAAACAUGAAGGGCACGGCGGUCCCACUACCCGUCCCCGCCGGGCAACUCACCGCGGAGCAGAGCGGUAGCGGUAGCGGGUCCGGUGUCGCGGUAGGAGGUGGUAAUGUCAUAAUUCCAGCAGGUGGCUCGGCGACCUCCCUUCCGCUCGGUGGAACAAGCUCCAUGAUGUCUUCUGGAACGGCUAACGUCCGGUAUGGCAGUGACGCCUUGCUCGGCGAACACAAGUCGAAACACGAACGAAGCCGGCGGGAAAUGAUCUUGCACGAAUCCUUGCGCGACACUUUGGGGAACACCAGGUACAACUCGUUUCUGGACCAGGAACUCUCCCGGUCGACAAUGAAGAACGACGACGAAUCUAUCGAGGACCCAUUUCCAAACACACACGAACUGCUCGCGGUGCACGUGAACUCGGGCCGGGUGCCACUGUCCGCUGCCAGCUACCAGCCGCGGCCACAGUCGAGACCACCGAGCUCGUUCUAGGAUCGUCUUGCAGAGCCGCGGUUUUGAUGAAACGUUUGUCGUUGUAACUCUAACUGUACAGUACACUAUGACUAUGUAUGAUUUUCUUCUUUAAAUUGUUAGGUACGAAAGAUUUUUUUGUAGCAACAGCUUGAUAAAUUGCUGCGAGGCUGUACAAUGUAAAUCGAUUUGCUUGGUACUUUCCACAUCAACAACAAGUUUCACGCGUCUACAUCGAAGUUGCAAAUUGUUACCCCGUUAUCUCGUUCAAUAUUCGCGGAAGAACCAUAUGACUUAUUUAGGAAUAGUACGAAAAUUUAUCGCACCAAUUCCCACCAAUGCCAGGACACGUGGUCUUCCUUGUGCUGAUGGCGUGGUAGUUGUCAGGCUGUCACCAGUCCAGCCGAAGCAAGUGUCCUCUCCGAAUGUCAUUCACUUUUUGCGUCAGCCUCAGCACCUUCCUGGCGCAAAGCAAGCAGAUGUACGAUGUCAAAUUGUCAUAGCUUUAGCUGCCGAAUCAGCAGCCGCGCCACCCGGAAAAGUUGUUACAACAUCAUUUGUUGCAGGUCAUCACAAUGAACACAUAAUUAGUAGCAAUGUUGGUUGUCAUCACGUGUGUCGUCUUCAUAGGUGCACCAUGGUCGGCCCGCUCUUGGACAAAGAUGUAAUUGUUCUCC